This is a messenger RNA of Megalopta genalis, 4191 nucleotides long. Lineage: Eukaryota; Metazoa; Arthropoda; Insecta; Hymenoptera; Halictidae. The record is from RefSeq and is a predicted model, not a curated record.
UCGCUUAGGUUAGAAACCACUGGUGUAUUUGCUUUCUGAUUUUUCUCCUGAAUGGAUUCCUUUUUAUUGGAUUCCAGAACAGAAUUUUGAUUCGUAGGUAAAACGGUACUGGGUACAAUCGAUUGCGAGGAAUGAGUUGUACAAAAUUCUUUAUGACGUUUCCAGUCCCGCCUUUGGUGUUCCUUAGUGCAAUAGAAGGCGGCCUUGCACCGCGAACACUUCAAUAGCUUGUCAGUCCUGUUACAAACUACGCAGAUCACCGUUGCACCUAUUCGAACAUCACCGCCGAGUGUCUGCGCACGACUGAUUGUCGGACCGGACAUGUUUCGCCGUUUAUUUCGCGGCCACGAAUGCCGACGACAUUUCUCCAACCAGGCAAGUCACACACGCACUUGAUCUGCGUACAACACUAUGUACCGCGCUAUCGAGAAACCGCACUGCCUUGCUUAUACGUGCGAACCAUGGUUUACAUAUGUACUAUAUAUACAUACAUUAUCGAAUCUGCAAAACACCUAUUGGAGCAGCGAUGAUCAAAACUUUGAUCUUCAAUAUCCAUUACUGCCUACUACGAUUGCACGUAGCAUCAUCUGUUAGCAUCAUCUGUUAACCCUUCCAAGACGACUAGUACACAAAUGUAUACAGGUCUAUUCUUCUACACUAAUCAUUAAAAUUUGGUACACGCUCGAACCAUGUCCAAAUACUGUUGGUACUCAUAUUACCUUCUUCCCAUUCCUCCGUUAAAUGGUAUAACAAGUUUUCAUAAACUCCUUCUACUUGAUAAAAUAAUAUAAAAGGUUUCUGAAGCUUUUCAUAAGUGCAGCCUUGAAAAGGUUAGUUUCGAAUAGUACUUUGUCAAGAUUUUUGAAAACCUAUUUGAAAAUUAGCUAUGCAUUUACAACUUAACAUUGUUAUUCUGUUAUUUAGAGCAGCAUCAGCAACAUUCUCUAUAUGUUCAAUGAAGCUCGCAAAAGUAGUGUAUGUAUUUCUUAGACCAUAUAUAUGUACAUACAACUACUAAACAUGGCAUACAAAUAUGUAAUGCGUAUAGUGUAUGCAGUAGAAAAGCCAAGAGUUCAGUGAAGCAGAGGUACCUGUUCACUGUAACGUCACGCGGAGUAAAAAGAUGAUCAUUCAAAAUGGUUGACAUGACAUCAAACCAAUCAGGCUUGAUUAUAUCUAUUAUAAAUCAACAUGUUGGGUGAACGUAAUUUUGAACAUUUUUGAAAAUAAUGGUACCUGCGCGUUAUUUCAAAAGUUGCAAAGAGAAUCAAAAUAGUGGUGGGAACAUAUCCAUGCAUAUUUCAUAUUUAAUUGAUUAAAUUUGUUGUCUGAAAAUUGAACACUUUUAUAUAUUCAUUAAUGUCAAACAUUAAAAUUGUUCAACAUGCCUGGAACAUCGGUGUGUUACUCUUUCGAAAUUGCAGAUAUUACAUUACGUAGAUGAUUCCAUCUUUGCUUCAGGCAAACUAUCUGAAGUCACAGUAUCUAUAGGUAUAGGUAUACAAUAAUUCAGAUUGAUUCAGGUUUUGUACGAUUUUUCUAUCUUCUUUGGCUUUUGCAAGCAUCCUUACCAUUUUACUGCGCAUCUAAUCCAUAGUGAAUCUUGUCUUAGCAUUGAAUCAUUAGCCAAUCAGAGCAAAGCAAUUUCUACUCCUAUUCUCGCUAACAGAUCGCGCUGCAGGGAGAGUCUUGCAGAAACUUAGGUACAUGUUACUAUUAUUUACGGAAUACAGUUUAUACACGCAUGCGCAAUAAAAAUACUAAUUUGAAUAUUAUCUCUGUAAGUAUGGCAGUAUGAUGGAUGGCAAUGACUCUGGUAAAUUGUGGUAAAUUACAUUGUGGUUGCGUUAAUAAUUUUAUUUUGAAAACCAAAUGUAGUAUUUUGUAUCCCGUGUAUACACUAUAAAGCAAUUUAUAUAAAUGAAUAAAGCUGUGUAUGUACAUUUCAUUACAUAUGUAUUAUCUUUUCCCCAUGAAAUACUAUUUGUUUCUAUGGUUACGAAAUGUAGGUUUUAUCAAAACAUUGUGCGCUAAAUAUAUAGUAGAAUAGUCGAAUAAAUAGUAUAUAUGUAAUUCAGUGGAGGAAUGUGCAGUUAGUAACACAUUCUAAAUAAACCGGUAGUUUAAAAAAUAUGAGUACUUUCAUAGAGAAUGUGCAGAUAAAAGAUGGAGAAUAUACAAAAACAAUUUAUACCAUGAUAAAAGAACAGAAGUAUACAGAAACAAUAAAAGUCUUAAUUACACUUCUCGAUUCUUAUAACNAGUCUAGGCCUUGCCUAUCACUGCUUGCAUAUUGCUACUUCUACACACAAGAUUUUAUAGCUUCUGCACAGUGUUAUGAAAAAUUAGUUCAAUUAUGCCCAGACGAAAAUAUAUACAAAUUAUAUCAUGCUCAGUCUUUGCAUCAAGCUUGUAUGUAUCAAGAGUCUUGGGCAAUAUGUUCUAAUAUUAUAAAUCACAGUAAUUUAGAGACUAAAGUAAAGAAGUUGCAAGCAGCAAUAAAAUAUGGACAGGAAGAUAUGGUUGUUGCAAAAAGCCUUGUUGAUCAAUGUCCAGUGGAUGAUGUUGAUACAGAAAUUAAUUUAGGCUGUCUUUUAUAUAAGGAAGAGCAAUAUGAGCAAGCUUUAAAGAAAUUUGUAAAUGCGUUACAAAUUGCAGGUUUUAAACCCCAUUUGUCUUACAACGUAGCACUCUGUUAUUUUAAAUUAAAAGAAUUUGCUGCAUCGUUAAAAUAUAUUGCUGAUAUUAUUGAGCAAGGGAUACGAGAACAUCCAGAAUUAGGAGUAGGAAUGACCACAGAUGGUAUAGAAGUCCGUAGUGUUGGAAAUACCUUAACAUUACAUGAAACAGCUUUAACAGAAGCGUUCAACUUAAAAGCUGCAAUAGAAUAUCAAUUGCAGAAUUAUGAAGCAGCAAAAGAAGCACUAACAGAUAUGCCCCCAAGAUCUGAAGAAGAACUUGAUGCUGUUACAUUGCACAAUCAAGCUUUGAUAAAUAUGGACACAAAGCCAAGUGAAGGAUUUGAGAAACUUCAAUUUUUAUUACAACAAAAUCCAUUUCCACCUGAAACGUUUGCUAAUUUAUUACUACUGUAUUGCAAAUAUCAAUAUUACGAUUUAGCAGCUGAUGUUUUAGCCGAAAAUGUACACCUGACUUUUAAGUAUCUGACAUCAUAUUUAUACGAUUUUUUGGAUGCUUUAAUUACGCAACAAACUUCACCAGAAGAAGCGUAUCGCAAAUUCGAUGAUCUUGGAAAUAAGCACAUGGAGAUUUUAAGUAAAGCAACCAAGCGGGUUCAAGAAGCCAGACUUAAUCAUGAUGAUAAUGCUGUUAAAAAAGCUGUAACUGAUUACGAAGAAGCUUUGGAGCGAUAUGUACCUGUUUUAAUGGCUCAAGCCAAAAUUUAUUGGGAACUUGGGAAUUAUACACAAGUUGAAAAAACAUUUCGAAAAAGUGUCGAAUUUUGCAAUGAACAUGAUAUAUGGAAAUUAAAUGUAGCACACACAUUAUUUAUGCAAAAGAACAAAUUUAAAGAAGCAGCAGUAUUUUAUGAACCCAUCGUAAAAAAGAAAUAUGAUAAUAUUUUAGAUGUAAGCGCUAUAGUACUCGCUAAUUUAUGUGUAAGUUACAUUAUGACAUCUGAAAAUACAGAAGCUGAAGGCCUAAUGAAAAAGAUAGAAAAAGAAGAACAAGCAAUUUCGAAGGAAGACCAAGAUAAAAAAUUAUUUCAUUUGUGUAUUGUGAAUUUGGUAAUAGGGACACUGUACUGUUCUAAAGGAAAUUAUGACUUCGGUAUAUCUAGAGUGAUGAAAAGCUUAGAACCAUACAACAAAAGAUUAGGAACCGAUACUUGGUUCUACGCGAAAAGAUGUUUUCUUUCGCUUUUGGAACAAUUGGCUAAACAAUUGGUAGUUUUGAAGGACACAACACUUCAAGAGUGUAUACAAUUCUUGGAGCAUUGCGAAGUUUAUGGGAGGGACAUAAUGACAGUGGUAGAACAACCUUUCGAUAUGCGAGAUAUGCUUUCUAUGGAACCACAAGGGAAACAAACAGUUGUAUACGAAGCGCGAUAUUUAAAAGCACUGUUUUUAAGAUUUCAAAUGUCCUAAAUUAUUUUCAUUUUUCAAUCUUGUUAUGAAAUGUUAGAAAUAAAUCACAAUUAAAAAUACUGGGUUAAAAUAGGCCAAUGAA